CAUUCAGACCGAGUUUUCUUUACACUAUUUCAGAAUUUAUCUUUUAACUCCCAUGUGUAUUUAUUGUGGUGCAUCGUAUUGAAAUUAUUUAAGAUCAUUAUUUGAAAUUUAUUGCACUUGUAGUAUUACCAUCUUCUUAAUUGAGUGCUUAAUUCUUAUUCCUUUAUCAACUGAUCGAUGUGGUACUUGGUCUCAAUUGCAGUUACCGGACAGACUUACCCAAAGAAAGGCCAAGUGGUAGUAGUACAUUACACAGGAACCCUAGAGAAUGGACAGAAAUUUGACUCUUCAAGAGAUAGAGGGCAGCCAUUUAAGUUUAGGAUCGGUCACCAAGAAGUCAUUAAAGGCUGGGACGAAGGAGUAGCAAAGAUGAGUAUUGGAGAGCGUGCCAUUUUAACAUGUAGUCCAGAUUACGGAUACGGAGCUAUUGGUUACCCAGGAGUUAUCCCACCAAAUGCAAAGCUAAUAUUUGAUGUGGAGCUGUUGAAAUUGGAAUGAAUCUUCAAUGGAAAAACUGUACUAUACCUAAUUUAUUGAAAUUUGUAUUUCUUUUAUAAAGAAUAGACAAUUUUAUCCACAAAGGAGUAAAAGAAUUAUGAUUUUUGUCAGACAUAUUCCCUAUAAAUUUGCAUAUCCAUGUAAUUUGAGAUGAUUAUUGUGUGCAAAUGUGUGAAAGUGUUAAUGUAUAAUGAGUUAUAAAAUAUGUUUAUAUCUUUUGAAUCAUGAAUGAGCAACAACAUCAUUUACUUAUGUGCUUUUUAUGACAGGAAAAAAACAGAGAGUGAUGAAAUAUUCUUGUAUGAGUAUAUUCAUGUUUUGUUAGUAGGAUGGAAAUGACCAUUACCAGCCAUUCUGUAUUAGAUUGUUCCGACAUUUUAUCAGAUUUAUUAGGAAGAUCUUAGAUGCAGGGGGCAAAUUCUAAGACAAUAGAGUGACUAAGUCUUUUUAUUGUCAUUAAUCAGAAAUAGUGAUGGUAAAUACAUGCAUAUGGAACAGGAAAAGUUCAAUAUGUGUGUGUAUGUGAUAAACAUUUACCAUAUUUGUAAACUUUCUAGAACUGUAUUUUAUUUUGAGAAGACAUUGUUAUAUGAAGUUGCAAUUAUUAGAACUAAACACACUUUGCUAUGCUGUAGAUUUCAUGAUACAGUAGUAGAGCUAGAAAUCAGUGUAAAAACAUUUGAAUUGGUACAUGCUAUACAUGUAUCUCAAAAUGUUGCAGUCAAGGAUUGUACACUGUAUAUGAAUGCACAUUUGUAACAAAUUGUCAAAAGAUAAUUUGAUCUUAAGAAAAAUGUAAACAUUUUGAUUAUUUCAAAAAUUAUUUUUGAAAUUAAUAGGAAUAAAAUUUGUAAGUGAUCUCAUAUCUAUAUAUACCAGUAGAUGCAAUGUUAUUUUUGCUAAAGAAGAUUCUUUCUUUUUUUUUUACCUGUGGUAUACUUUUGUUUAUAGUGAUGUGAUAUUCCUGAAAGCUGAGAAAGGAUAAACAUUUUAUGUAUAUUUUGCUAAUUGCACACCCGGUAAUUUAAUUUUCUAAAAAAAAAAAUCAUAUUUUUAAAUGAAAGGACAGUUAAAUGAGCAAUAUUUAACUAUAUGUUGUGUAUGAUAAUACAUGGAAACAAGGCUCAUGAAAAGAGAAAAUGUGUAGAUCUUUGAUUAGGUUGUAACAUCUACCCAUAUACCCUAAUUAUUUCAUCCGGUUUGUGCAAUUAAAGUCCAGCAAGUAAGUCCAGCAAGUACUGUUUUGAGUGAGAGAUUAUACGGCUAUUGAGAGGCAGAGAAAUUAAGAUAAUAUUAAACUUGAACUAUGAAUUCCAUAUUGUCCUGCAAUUGGUAUAGUAAAAAUAUUUAGGUACCUCACUACACCUAGACUUAUACUUUUUAAGACGUACACUACAUCACAAGAUCACAAUUUAAAUUGUUUGUAUCAAUUUUAUUUGUUGUAUAUUGUCAUAGCUCAUUGGUUAAAGUACAGGGCUUGUAACCGCUGAUCAGGACUUCGAAUCUGCCUGAGGUUUUAAUUCAUUUUGACUGAACUGAAUUUGUGGAAAAAUAAUUUUUAUCCAAAAUUGCAAUUUUUCAGACUAAUUUAUAUAUCUUAACCAACAUGCUUUUCAUCAUUAUGAAGUACAUCUAAUCUUCUGCUGAUUAGAGAAACUUUUUUAAGGGGUAGUGACCCACCUUAAUAAUUACUGGGUAAACACAUAAGUGUUAAUUACUCAAGAAUCAUAUUGACUUGUACAUGUAUUAUAUACUUUGUGUUGGUAUUGUACGUAAACAGUUAACUACAGAGUCAAUGAUAUUCUUUUUGCAGGAAAUACAUCAUUUACAAAAAAUAUGAUGUUCACAAUCAGAAUUUUCAGUACCUGGGUAGAUAUGAAACUUGUACUAUUAAUUUAUUUUUGAGGGAGGAGAAUAAAAGAUGGAUUAAUUGUAAAAAUUACAUUUCACAUAAACAUACAAAAUAUUAAUAAUAAAUUGUUUAAUUAUUAUCCUUAGGAGAUAAUUGAUUUGGAUUAUUGUACCCGUUUAUUGUUUACAGUGUUUUACAAAAUUUAUAAAAUAUCUUUGUUUUAUUGCAAUUUUUUUGUGAAUUUUUAUUUGAAUAAAAUACAAAGAAAUACCUAAAA
This is a messenger RNA of Magallana angulata, 2627 nucleotides long. RefSeq names its product peptidyl-prolyl cis-trans isomerase FKBP1B-like. Lineage: Eukaryota; Metazoa; Mollusca; Bivalvia; Ostreida; Ostreidae. The transcript has 5 exons. Gene Ontology annotation, molecular function: peptidyl-prolyl cis-trans isomerase activity. The record is from RefSeq and is a predicted model, not a curated record. Bases 178 to 498 code for a protein of 106 amino acids.